Messenger RNA from Jaminaea rosea, 3341 nucleotides. RefSeq lists its product as hypothetical. The record is from RefSeq and is a predicted model, not a curated record. Gene Ontology annotation, biological process: regulation of DNA-templated transcription; DNA-templated transcription. The transcript has 3 exons. Gene Ontology annotation, molecular function: zinc ion binding; DNA-binding transcription factor activity, RNA polymerase II-specific; DNA binding. NCBI's taxonomy places the organism in Eukaryota, Fungi, Basidiomycota, Exobasidiomycetes, Microstromatales. Bases 64 to 3318 code for a protein of 1084 amino acids.
CACCAUCGCCGCCAUCCCAAAGCCAUCUCUACAGACUAUCCACUGUCGAGUAGACACGCAGUCAUGGCCCCCGCAGCGACGACGGCAUCGUCGUCAACAUCAGCGUCUGCUGCGCCUGGCCAGGCAUCUGCGUCAGGCUCAGCAGCCGGACCUGCGUUGACUCCAAAAGGCAAGCAAGGACGUCCUUCCUCCGCUUCGACUUCGAUGGAAACGACAUCAACUCCAGCGGGCGCGACAAACAACUACUCGAUGCCCAUCUCCGCCCCUUCUCCCGGCAUAGCUACGGGCGAGCCAUGGACUCAUCCACCCAACUACUCGCAGUUUCCCCCUCCCGUCGCAGCACCUUCUGCUCUCGAGCUGACCCGCAAAGGGUCGCGAUCCAGCCCGACAGACGAAAGCGGGGCCAGUGGAUCAAGGCUCAAAGGUAUUGGGAAAGCGCCACAGACUGUUGCGGAUGCGGUGGCUGCUAGUGUGGGGAACAAGAAGGAGAGGAAGAGGAAGCGUAUCCAUUACUCGUGUGCGGAGUGCCAUCGACGUAAACACAAGUGUGAUCGACAAUAUCCAUGCGGUCCCUGUCUCGAACGUGGGAUUGGUGACAGCUGCAGACCAUUCGAGAGCGGCGACGAGCAUGGUGAUCAUCGUGACCGUAUUGCUCGACUAGAGGACAUCGUCGAGGCUUUGGCGACAGCGCAGACAAGCCUGGCUAGAGAGCUCACAGAGGCUCGACAAGCUGGCCUCCUGCCCGGCAGUAGCAAGGACGCGACGACAGCAACAGCAGCAGCAGGCUCUUCAGCCAAUACUGCGUUGUCCGUGCCAGCCAUUGCAGACGAUGAAGACGACAACUCGCGCAACAAGCGCCUCCGUCCACCGUCGAUGCGCGGCAUGGAGCGCGAGGAACUAUUCCACGCUGAGCGCAGGACCGAGGGCAUCGAUGAGGAUGAAGAUGGGCGACGAGUGCCGGGCAGUGCAUUGGAGAGGAAUGGCAAUCCGCUCGAAGGCGGCCUGACAACAGAGGGUGAUGCCUUCUUUGGCGCAUUGGCCUUGCCAAGCGUCAGUCGAGGCGCGGUUGAGACGGAAAUCAAUGGCCAACGCCUGGAGCUCGGCGCUCAUCUGCCGCGAUUCCCUGCCUCGUUCAAGAUUGCUCGUCUCGUGUCAGAGGGAGGCGCAGCGCCCAAUGUCGUCGCUGAACUCAUGGAGCUGCUACCUCCAAAGAGCGUCACCGAUGGUCUCCUUCACCUUUACUUUCGCGACAUCAACAACACCCGCCUCCCCAUCCACGAGGGCACCUUCCGCCAAUCGUACGAUGCCUUGAUGUCCUUCAAGUGGGGCAAAGCCCGAGAAGAGGUUGGAGACGAUGGCGCCCGACACGUUCCCUUUCUGGCAUUCCUCUUCAUCCUCUUGGCCAUCGCCAAGCGCAACGAGCCAGAGUCGAUGACGAGCGAGGAUGAGGCAAAGAAGGGCGCAAUGAAGCUCUACCAUGCCUGCCGCAAGACGAUUCAUGUUGCAACGUACAUUCGCGCAGACCACAUCGACCUCGUCCUCGCGCAGACUUUCGCUGCUCGCUACCUCAUCACUUGCCGGCAGAGCGCAGAGAGCUGGAGCAUGUUGGGCAGUGCCAUUCGAGCUGCUCAAGCCAUCGGUCUGCAUCGCGACGGCAGCAAGCUCGGCCUCGAUGCCUCAACCACAGAACGACGUCGUCGCCUCUGGAGUCUCCUCUUCUACCUCGACAAGUCGACAUCCAUCCUGCUGGGCCGCCCACCCGCCAUUCAAAAUCAUCACUGCGAUACCAUGGCCCCCUCGGACGUGGACAUCGACACAAUGCCGCGCACAGCGGUUGCGGGUCCGCCAAAGUGGGCCGACCCCGGCUCUCCGCCGGGCGUGUUCAACUUCGUCGCCAUUCGCCAUGCCCUGACCAUCAUCACGGGCAAGAUUGCCGAGCAUUUCCAAGACCUUUCGCGCCCGCGAAGCUACUCAGACGUUAUUGCGCUCGACGAGGAGCUCGAGUCCUUCAAAGCAAGUCUGCCUGCGCCGUACAAGGCGCAGGAGAGUCAAGGAAUGGACAAGUCCUUCGAUACGGUCUGCCCAUGGUUGCCGCUGCAUCGCUACCUCAUCUCAGUGGAGUACCACUACAUUCGUUGCACGCUGCAUCGCCCCUACUUGCUUCGCAACUCGGAGAAGUACGCGCUGAGCCGCAACGCCGCUUUUGCGUCAGCGAGGGAGGACAGGCGUGUCCGACAGGAGUACAAGCGCGAUGUCCAAUGGCCCAAAGACAGGGCGCGCAAGCGUCAUAUGGGCGGCUUGUAUCGUCUGUUCAGCUCUACGUUGAUCACCGGUAUCGAGCUCCUGCUCGACCCGACUGGAGAGGACGCCGAAGAGUUGAUGGCUUGUCUGGAUGAGUUCAUCGAGAAGCAUAACAGGAGGGCAGAGAAGGAUCAGUGCAGUAAGAGGGAGGUGGCGAUCAUCGAGCUGUUCAGGCAGAAAGCGAAGGAUCCAAGUUGGUGCGCUAGGAAAGGGGCGAAAAAGGCCACGGUGGCUGCGGGUGGGCAGCCGUCGCGCAGUGGAGCAAGGACGCAGCCUGGCGAUGGGAGCGCGGACAGCCAGCAAGGUACAGCAGGUCAGUCUGGCGGGCCCUUUGCACGUAUGAUGGACUCGCCCGCUCCUGGCUCCUCCGCAGCGGCAGGCAAGCACGGCGCCAGCGCCAGCGGGAGCAGUGGUUCUGGGUCCGUCACCACCCCGCACGGCGGCGCCCUCCUUCCCUCGGCUUCCUCUAUCCCCUCCUUCAACCCGCAAGAGCUCGCCCAAUCAAUCUUCGACACCCUUGGCGGUGGGAUGGAUCAAUUCAACCUCACCUCUGCCCUUCAGCAGCAGAACAAGGGGCGUUCAACCGGUGCAGCCGGAGCGGAUGGGACGAAUCCCUUUGGUGGCAUCGCUGGGCCCGGAAUGGCUCUGCCCGAGGAUCUGAGUGGGAUUGGAGCAAAUGGAGCGGGAGGGAACUUUUAUGAUUCGUUGUGGGGUGGGGGAGCAGGCGGUGGAGAGUACUCGGGAGCAUUGACGCCAGCGAUGAACGGCGGCGCUGUGAGCGGUAGCAACCAGCCUUGGGCGAACUCUUCGGCAUUCACGAAUAGUGGAGCUGGUGGUAGUGCUGCGUCGCAGGUAGCCGGAGCUUCGCCUGCUUCCAGUGGCGGAGGGGGAAACCUGUCCAACAUGGACUGGAGCGCGGAUAGCUUGAUGCCCUGGGGGGCCAUGAUUGAGGCCAUUGCGAUGCAGAAGCCUGGGCAAGGCGGCAAUGGUGGGAACGGUGAUGGGUCGAAUUCUUGAUUUACCUUGUAUUCCAAUUCGAG